UCUCAUCUCGCUUGCAUGUGCCUAUCAUGGGCUGCCUUGAGUCCAAGCCCAAGGAAACUAAGCAUUCCCCGCCACCGGCGCCUCUGCCCGCGCCUCCCCCGGCGCCCCCGUCUCGGCCCUCUCCCCCGCAGACGCCCUCGUCUCUGCCCCCUCCAAUGCCUGUGUCCCCGCCCCCGUCUCUGCCCUCUCCUCCAACUGCGCCUCCUCCUCUCACGCCUACGUUGGAAAACUGUACCGAUCUUUUUCGAAAGAUCGAUAAUGCAGGCGACAUUGAUUAUUUGAUCGAUCUCAUCGACAAGCUGUUGGAGUCUCUUCUAAACAGGUCAAAACAAGAAAAGACGUUACAGAGAAGCAUUAGUUCAGAAAAUUACUCCGAUACACUCAAGGAUAGAGCGAAAUCAGUAUGGGCCUCUUUUCUCCAAAGUGGGUCUCUAUUCCUUGAAUUUGUGAAUAAGCAUAUUAAGGUGGAGAAGGGAGACGAAGGAAACAGACAAGCUGUCGUACAAAUAUUGGAAAAGGUGGCGAAGGUGCAUUGGAUAGUUGGAGGGUUAUCGGUGUUAGCCUUCUUACUAGAUCAAAUGGGUCAAAUCUCUGAAAACCGCUGUGAAUGCAUAGAACUUUUAAAACAAAUCAGUAAGCUUGCUGGACAUAUAAGAAGGUUGACGUAUGAUAUGCCACAAGAAUAUAAGAUAUUGAAUGAAGCGACUGUUUUGAUUGUUCAAGGAUCAAUGAUGUGCGCUUCUCAAUUGAAGUCUAAAACAUUUUUCGGGUUUUUGAAGGCUUACGUGGACUCGAAAAGCUUGAGCGCUCUACAACAGAAAAUAGAUCAAGUGUAUCGGGAUUUUACAUUGAGAGUAGCAAUAGAAAUACGUCAUAGCCAGCCAGUUGACUUCCCUGCAUGGAGGCCUAUUUAUCCAGAUUAUGCAGUUGGCAUCGAAGGGCAGAAGAAACAAGUAAUGAAGUUGUUGGAAAUGGAAACACGAAAUAAGUAGUCAGUGGCUGUAGUUAUAUGGAUUUGGGGGUAUAGGAAAGACCACCCUCGCCACUGCGCUUAUUGCCG
Cryptomeria japonica (Japanese cedar) is the source of this 1060-nucleotide messenger RNA. RefSeq lists its product as uncharacterized. The coding region runs from base 27 to 992 and encodes 321 amino acids. Lineage: Eukaryota; Viridiplantae; Streptophyta; Pinopsida; Cupressales; Cupressaceae. The transcript has 5 exons. The record is from RefSeq and is a predicted model, not a curated record.